UUAAUUUUUCAAGAGGUGGGGAACCGAUCAAGUAAUUUUUAACAUUAUAAUAAUUUUAUCAUCCAGAAAAGCAUUAACUUUAUGAAAUAUUUAAGAAGUAAUUUUUUUAAUUUUCCAAGGAAAUUGUGAUUUAUAUUUAAUGAAUCGGGAAAGGAUAAGAAGUUGAAAAACUAAGAAUGCAGCUCAUCACGUAAAACGUGGUUACAGAGCACCAUGUGGACACGAAUAACAAACAUGGACUUUGCUUUCCCACUUGUGAUUAGAAACCAAGCUGAGGGUGAGUAGUCGCUCCAUACAUCCGUUAUGUAUGUACCUGAUUGCUUGCGUGUCGUGCUCAAGUUACCCUUAAUUGCGAUUCAAUUCUAAAGUGUCACACACCAGACCCAGCCAGCCUUACACAACACAGUUUCUUCGGCUUCCGCUAUGACCAGCGGUACGGUAACCACCGGUGCUCAGUUCGGUACCUAUAUACCUCAAAGGAUUUUUGUUGGUGGAAUUCCAAGAGAUACGACUGAAAAUGACCUAAAAUCUUUCUUCACCUCGCACGGAUCGGUCAAAGACUCGAAAAUCAUCAUCGACAAAGGAGGCGCCUCUCGUGGCUACGCUUUUAUUACUUUUGAAAAACAAGAGGACGCCGAACGUCUCGCGUCCAAAGAUGGGGAACCAAUUUUCUUUCGUGGCCGAAGGCUUAAUAUCGGUCCCGCUGUCAAGCGUCACAUACCACACCAGAGUCCAUCUCCCACGGUUGACGCCAGAGAAGUAACCCCAAAUGCAGUUUAUUACAACGGGCUCGGCUAUGCCUAUCAAAAUGCCAUGACCUUGUUGCAAGCCGACGACAACUAUACAGUGGCACCAACUUCCGCCUAUCCAACCAGUACUGUCUUACUUUCACAACCUCAGAAUAGCUAUAUUACGCCGGCUACCAAUUAUUCCUACCAUCUCGGUUCUACUCAGUGGCUGCCACCUGCCGCUCACUGGACUAUUGCCCAACCGUCUGCCACAAGUCCGUACCUGAACGCCAACCCGGCUUACUACUAUGCUGCUAACUUACCUAGCGUCCAGUACGCACCCGAGUUUAUGUACCAGGCUCAAGCUGCUACUGGAGCUGCAACUGGCUACCCAUACUCUCAUGCUGCCAGUCCUGUAGACCCAAGUCAGUACAUUGAAAACUAUCAACUGGAAACUCAGGGCAACGAAGCUACAGACAACGGGAAUGGAUCGUCAGAAAUGGCCUCAGAAUAUUUACAAACGCAAACGGCGCCACUGCCGACAAAACCUACCCUUAUCGCCUACCCGCGUCGACCGAACGUUGCAAUGAGCGCCCACCUACAUCAACCCUAUUCGAAUGCUGUCCUACUGAAACACCCAAAGAAAGGCCCCACGGUCAUACCGUCUACCCCACAAAGUAUUUUGCAGAAGUCUUUCACUACGGAACCUGUCGACGGAGUUGGCAAUUUAUUACUGACACCCCCUGCAACGCCGAGUACCAAAUAAAAACUUUUCGGCGAUUGUGGACUGAUAUAUUUCCUUUCCUCUCACUCUCUGUGUUGGUACCAGAAGUUUGGUAACUUGCAAACAGCAAUUAACAACCUAUAAAAAAAAAUAUUUAAUACCCCUCAGAAAUAAGCCACUCUUAUCUAGUUUACUUUUUCAUUAAUAUGACAAAAUGUAAAAAAAAAAACAAAAAAAAAACUAAUUUAUUAAACUCCUAAUCCUUGUCUUUUUUUUUUUCCUACAAAAGGAUUAAGGCGAUAACUAGAAUGCACCUUCUCUCACACUCUCCUCCUCUAUUCUGUUAUCGAUAAUUCCCCUCGCACUGGGAGGGGUGAAAAAAAAGAAGUUGCUUAAUGUUACCUUCCAGGCCACCCACAUCCUAAUCUUCAACUCUUGUCACUUUGACCCCUUCUAUCUUUCUCUCUCACCCCCUCCCCCUUCGAGAAAUAUAUAAUUUUCUUUUGCUUGCUAUAUAUUAACGACAGGAUGAUAAGAAACGCUCCACCAUCACCAUUAUUACUUAACGAGCCUGUCUGAAAAUUAAAAUCUCGACAUGCACACACAUGCUUUAGGAGGGCGGGAGUGGACUUAGCUUUCUGCCACCCACCUAUACCACCAUUUUUUUUUUUUUUAAUGUGCCCCUCCCCAACAUCAGAUUUCCACCCCCAUUGGCACUAUGAAGGAAAGAUCAGUUGGAGUCUUUCUACACACAAUUAUAUAACACACACACAAAGGUAGACUCGAUUGUUGUUAGUACUUGUCCAGUUUAACAUGUACCUACAAUAUGCACACAUGCAUGCAUUCCAAGUGCAGUAUUUAUCUUGUACACACAAACACACACACACACACACACACGUACAUACAUCUGCCAAAUGAACUGCUGGAAAUAUAUAAGCAGAGAUUUUGUGUGCUCCUAGCAUAUAUAUUACAAACAACACAUACACACACAUCUAUAUAGCACUCGGACACAGUUCCAUUACAGCUGGCACAGUCAGCCUCUCAUAUAAUGAAUGUAUCUUCUGAAGAAAGUGAAUAAAAAAAAA
Octopus sinensis (East Asian common octopus) is the source of this 2537-nucleotide messenger RNA. Its product is annotated as protein boule-like. The record is from RefSeq and is a predicted model, not a curated record. The transcript has 2 exons. Gene Ontology annotation, molecular function: RNA binding. Bases 424 to 1494 code for a protein of 356 amino acids. NCBI's taxonomy places the organism in Eukaryota, Metazoa, Mollusca, Cephalopoda, Octopoda, Octopodidae.